Talpa occidentalis (Iberian mole) is the source of this 2200-nucleotide messenger RNA. Its product is annotated as butyrophilin subfamily 1 member A1-like. The transcript is spliced from 10 exons. Gene Ontology annotation, cellular component: external side of plasma membrane. The coding region runs from base 93 to 1769 and encodes 558 amino acids. Gene Ontology annotation, biological process: regulation of cytokine production; T cell receptor signaling pathway. The record is from RefSeq and is a predicted model, not a curated record. NCBI's taxonomy places the organism in Eukaryota, Metazoa, Chordata, Mammalia, Eulipotyphla, Talpidae. Gene Ontology annotation, molecular function: signaling receptor binding.
AGGAAUAUUUGGGCUCUGCUGGAAGCCCUGAAACUUCUCAAGCUUCAAGAGAUGCUCUAGAAACCCCACUUUUUCAAAAUAGCCUUGAGGAGAUGGCGCCCUGCUCCUGCCCCAGCUCUGUGCUCUGCCUCCUCCCCUCCCUGCUGCUCCUCCUCCAGCUGCCCCCUGGGGGCUCCCAAGAGAACUUCCGAGUGAUCAGCCCAAAGUACCCCAUCGUGGCGGUGCUGGGCAGGGACACCAAGCUGCCCUGUCGUGUGUCGCCCCCCAUGAACAUGAGGGACAUGGAGCUGAGGUGGUUCCGCUCCAAGUUCUCAGAGGUCGCGUUCAGCUACAAAAACGGUCGUGCACAGAGCGAGGAGCAGCUGGUCCUGUACAGGGGGCGCACGUCCCUGGAGGAGGACUCCCUGGCACAGGGCGAGGUGGCCAUGCGCAUCCGCGGGGUCCGGGUCUCCGACAACGGGCAGUACACCUGCUUCUUCAGGAAGGGAAGAGUCUACAGGCAGGCUGAUUUGGAGCUGAAGGUGGCAGGUAUAGGCUCUGCCCCCCAAUUGCACAUCACAGGGCCAGUGGAGGAUGGGGUACGCAUUGUGUGCAUGGUCUCAGGCUGGUUCCCGGAGCCCCAGGUACAGUGGAGACACCCCAGUGGGGAGCAGUUCCUGAGGUUCUCCAAGGUCCAGGCCCAGGACACUGAGGGACUGUUCAGCGUGGAGGCCGCUCUGGUGGUGAGAGACAGCUCUGCAGGGAAUGUGACCUGCUCCAUCCUCAACCACAUCUUGAGCCAGGAGAAGGCCAUGGCCAUUGUCAUCCCAGAGCCUUUCUUCCCCCGGGUCUCCCCCUGGAAGCCGGCUUUCCUAGUGAUCCUGACCUUGCUGCUGCUCCUGCUCCUGGGAGCUUCCUGCUACACCUGGAGAGAACAUUCCACACAGAUGCAGGGGCUGCAGGAACAGAGGAAUCUGUGCCAGGCUAAGGAGGAGGACAGACGGACCAAGGAGGAGGCCCUGAAGGACACAGGUGAACUCCAGGCAAUCCUAGACCAGAGGAAGGCAGCUUACCUGGCUGCCUGGAGGAAGGCCCAGCUAUAUGCAGAUUGGAGAAAGGAGAAGUUCCAGGCCUGGUCUGUCACUCUAGAUCCAGGCUCUGCUCAUGACAGAAUCGUCCUCUCUCCUGACAAGAAGAUUCUGACCUUGAAGGACUCCUAUGAGGAUGCAGGAGACUCCUGCAGCAUCCUGGGCCUUGAAGGCAUCACGUCAGGACGCUGUUACUGGGAGGUGGAGGUCAAGAAUGGAGACAGAAGUGUGUGGUUUCUGGGCGUCUGUAGGAGUGAUGCAAACAGGAAAGGCUGGUAUAAAGAGCUCACAGAAAGGGGGUUUUGGACUGUGGGGCAUGUUGAAUUAGGAUUUUGUCCCUCUACAAUUGAUAUCACUCCACUACCCCUGAGGCAGUUUCCCCACAGGAUAGGGGUUUUCCUGGACUAUGAUCACGGGGACGUCUCCUUCUAUGACAUGCCUGAUGGCUCCCACAUCUUCACCUUCCCUCGUGAGUCCUUCUCUGGGACCCUCCUUCCAUACUUCAAAUGUGUCUCAGGAGACAUGUCUAUGACCCUCUGCCCCCUGGAGGCUGGGCCCGAGAAACCCUCUGUGCCCAUGAACAAUUCUCCUUCUCUGGAGGAGCUUGUGGGUCUCCUAGGGGAGGGGAUCCCCUCAGGCUCUGGUGUGGAUGGGGCUGAAGCCUCCCUCCUCCCCUCCAACUCUGAGGCUAUGUACCCCUAGGGCCCCAUCACUGACCCUCACCUUCACAGAAGGUCUUUGAGUGAACACUCUCUGGCACAGCCUCUGAGUGAGUCUUGGGUAACAGAGAGUCUCAUCCUGCUGCUCUGAGGACAGACCCCUGGGGUGUGGCUGUGAGAGAAGUGAGUUCAUGCCUGUGCUCAGCAACCAAAAACAUUGAGUAUUGUUUGAUUUUUACUAUGGGAAGACAGUUUUAAAUUUUUUUGGUAAUGAAAUAUAUUUCAUGGGGUUUUCAUGUAACUUAGAUAAGAAAAAGGAUGAGCACUGAAUUAUUCUGAAGAAUAAAAUUGGGUUUACUUUAUCUAAUUUGAAUUUGUGCAGAAGAAUCUAAGGAUAAAAGAGGGGUCCCACUCUAUUUGGGGGAUCUAUAUUCUGUGUCCAGAAAUGUUGGCCAUCCAAACUUUCUGGGGAGA